This is a messenger RNA of Diospyros lotus (date-plum), 1970 nucleotides long. Its product is annotated as V-type proton ATPase subunit B 1. The transcript is spliced from 15 exons. Gene Ontology annotation, molecular function: proton-transporting ATPase activity, rotational mechanism; ATP binding. Lineage: Eukaryota; Viridiplantae; Streptophyta; Magnoliopsida; Ericales; Ebenaceae. Bases 177 to 1643 code for a protein of 488 amino acids. The record is from RefSeq and is a predicted model, not a curated record. Gene Ontology annotation, biological process: ATP metabolic process; proton transmembrane transport. Gene Ontology annotation, cellular component: proton-transporting V-type ATPase, V1 domain.
UCUCAAACAAACCCCCCCGCCCUCUCUCUCUCACACACACACACACAAGAGAUCUCUUCAAAGUUCAUAAACUUCUUUAUCAUUUUCUUCAUAAACCUUCGGGAGAAAAUUUUUGUCACAUUCGAGUCUAUUUCUCAGAGCUUGACAAUCUUCAACUCAAUCCAAUCACUCCUCAGAUGGGAGUUGCACAAGACGGCUCUGAUAUGGAGGAGGGAACCCUGGAGAUUGGAAUGGAAUAUAGAACUGUCUCUGGUGUUGCAGGGCCGCUUGUAAUUCUUGACAAAGUGAAGGGCCCUAAAUAUCAAGAGAUUGUUAAUAUUCGCCUGGGAGAUGGAACAAUCCGACGUGGUCAGGUCUUGGAAGUUGAUGGGGAGAAAGCUGUUGUGCAGGUUUUUGAAGGAACAUCUGGAAUUGACAACAAGUACACAACCGUGCAAUUUACAGGGGAGGUUUUGAAAACUCCUGUCUCACUGGACAUGCUGGGACGCAUCUUUAAUGGUUCUGGGAAACCCAUAGACAAUGGACCUCUGAUCUUACCUGAAGCUUACCUAGAUAUUUCUGGAAGUUCCAUUAACCCUAGUGAGAGAACCUAUCCUGAGGAGAUGAUACAAACUGGGAUUUCAACAAUUGAUGUUAUGAAUUCCAUUGCUCGUGGGCAGAAGAUUCCUCUUUUUUCUGCUGCUGGUCUCCCUCAUAAUGAAAUAGCUGCUCAGAUCUGCCGUCAGGCUGGUCUUGUUAAACGCUUGGAGAAGUCUGACAAUCUCAUUGAGUCAGCUGAGGAGGACAAUUUUGCUAUUGUGUUUGCUGCUAUGGGUGUAAACAUGGAGACAGCUCAAUUCUUUAAGCGUGAUUUUGAGGAGAAUGGAUCAAUGGAAAGAGUGACCCUUUUCUUGAAUUUGGCUAAUGAUCCCACCAUUGAGCGCAUUAUCACUCCUCGAAUUGCUCUCACAACUGCCGAAUACUUGGCAUAUGAAUGUGGGAAACAUGUUCUAGUCAUACUUACAGAUAUGAGUUCUUAUGCUGAUGCUCUUCGUGAGGUAUCUGCUGCUCGAGAGGAAGUUCCUGGAAGGCGUGGUUAUCCUGGUUACAUGUAUACUGAUCUGGCAACAAUUUAUGAGCGUGCUGGACGUAUUGAAGGAAGGAAGGGCUCAAUCACACAAAUCCCUAUAUUAACUAUGCCUAACGAUGAUAUUACCCAUCCUACUCCAGAUCUCACAGGAUAUAUUACUGAGGGCCAGAUAUACAUUGAUAGGCAGCUCCACAAUCGGCAGAUAUACCCACCCAUCAACGUACUUCCAUCGCUCUCUCGAUUAAUGAAGAGUGCUAUUGGUGAGGGAAUGACUCGUCGAGACCAUGCUGAUGUUUCUAACCAGCUAUAUGCAAAUUAUGCCAUUGGGAAGGAUGUUCAGGCAAUGAAAGCUGUGGUUGGAGAAGAAGCACUUUCUUCUGAGGAUCUGCUUUAUUUGGAGUUCCUAGACAAGUUUGAGAGGAAAUUUGUUACUCAAGGAGCAUAUGACACCCGGAACAUCUUUCAGUCCCUUGAUUUGGCUUGGACACUACUUCGCGUCUUCCCUCGUGAGCUUCUCCACCGUAUACCAGCCAAAACUUUGGAUCAGUAUUACAGCCGUGAUGCAACAAACUGAGAAAAAUGUGCUCUUGCUUUUCCUUCAAAUUUAAUGAUUGCCUCCCAAGUGUCCAUGUUGAUUUGCCUCAGUAUUUUGAGAGGCUGUAUGCUAAAAUUAAAAUGAGUUGAUUUCUUAUCUCUGUAGUAUAUGAUUAGUAAGAUUCUUUGAUUAUGCACCAGUAAUGGCUGAGGCCUUUAGAAUAAAGAUUUGCUGCUUUUUCUAACUCUCUGGAGUGUCUCGAUUGUUUGUAUGAUAGAUACCGUUGAACUGAAUUCUUGGUGCAUAAACGAUUGAACAUGAUUGAGAAAGGAAAUAAGGUUUUUGUAACGCACUUGUCUUGUAAAG